Messenger RNA from Myotis daubentonii (Daubenton's bat), 8283 nucleotides. It is a transcript of the gene UNC13A, whose product is annotated as unc-13 homolog A. The record is from RefSeq and is a predicted model, not a curated record. NCBI's taxonomy places the organism in Eukaryota, Metazoa, Chordata, Mammalia, Chiroptera, Vespertilionidae. Gene Ontology annotation, biological process: dense core granule priming; synaptic vesicle priming; presynaptic dense core vesicle exocytosis. Gene Ontology annotation, molecular function: calcium ion binding; calmodulin binding; phospholipid binding. Gene Ontology annotation, cellular component: plasma membrane; presynaptic membrane; synaptic vesicle membrane.
UGAAGCAAGAUGGCCGGCGGCGGAGGCCGGGCCCCGGCGUGAGCCGAGCGCGGGCGGCAGCCCCGCCAUGCACCACCAGCCCAGCGGCCGCUGAGCCCGACCUGACGGAGCCGGCCCGCCGGCGACCCCGCAGACAUGUCGCUACUUUGCGUUGGAGUCAAAAAAGCCAAGUUUGAUGGUGCCCAAGAGAAAUUCAACACAUAUGUGACCCUGAAGGUGCAGAAUGUCAAGAGCACGACCAUCGCGGUGCGGGGGAGCCAGCCCAGCUGGGAACAGGACUUCAUGUUUGAGAUUAACCGCCUCGAUUUGGGGCUAACGGUGGAGGUGUGGAACAAGGGCCUCAUCUGGGACACGAUGGUGGGCACGGUGUGGAUCCCCCUGCAGACCAUCCGCCAGUCCAAUGAGGACGGCCCUGGAGAGUGGCUGACCCUGGACUCCCAGGUCAUCAUGGCAGACAGUGAGAUCUGUGGCACCAAGGACCCCACCUUCCACCGCAUCCUCCUCGACACACGCUUCGAGCUGCCCUUAGAUAUUCCCGAGGAGGAGGCUCGCUACUGGGCCAAGAAGCUGGAGCAGCUGAACGCCAUGCGGGACCAGGACGAGUACUCAUUCCAAGAUGAACCAGACAAGCCUCUCCCUGUCCCCAGCAACCAGUGUUGCAACUGGAAUUAUUUUGGCUGGGGUGAGCAGCAGAAUGAUGACCCUGACAGUGCGGUGGACGAUCGUGACAGUGACUAUCGCAGCGAGACAAGCAACAGCAUCCCACCACCUUAUUACACUACAUCCCAGCCCAAUGCUUCUGUCCACCAGUAUUCUGUUCGCCCGCCACCCCUGGGUUCCCGGGAAUCCUACAGCGACUCCAUGCACAGUUACGAGGAGCUCUCUGAGCCGCGGGCCCUCAGCCCCACAGGCAGCAGCCGCUACGCCUCCUCAGGGGAGCUGAGCCAGGGCAGCUCACAGCUGAGUGAGGACUUCGACCCGGAUGAGCAGAGCCUGCAGGGAUCCGAGAUCGAAGAUGAGCGGGACCGGGACUCCUACCACUCCUGCCACAGCUCAGUCAGCUACCACAAGGACUCGCCGCGCUGGGACCAGGACGAGGAUGAGCUGGAUGAGGAGCUGGAUGAGGAGCUGGAUGAAGACCUGGAGGACUUCCUGGAGGAGGAGGAGGAAGAGGAGGAGGAGGAACUGCCUGAGGAUGAGGAGGAACUGGAAGAGGAAGACGAAGUGCCUGAUGACAUCCGUGGUUAUACUGAGCGCCAGGAGGCAGCCGUGGCCGAGCCCAAGGACUUCAAGCGCGUCAGUGUUCUGCCCGCCGCCCCCGAGAAGGAGGACAAGGCCCAGGCCAUGCCUGCCGAGGCCCCCGCUGUGGCCAAGGUGGCUCCUGAGCCAUCCAUGCCUGAGGAAGUGCCUGCAGCUGAGCGGGUGCCCGAGGACAAGCCCCCCAAAGCUGAGGAGAGGCCAAAAGAAGACGAGGAAGGUCAGGAAGGUCAGGACUCCAUGUCCAGGGCCAAGGCCAACUGGCUGCGAGCCUUCAACAAAGUGCGGCUGCAGCUGCAGGAGGCCCGGGGAGAAGGAGAGAUGUCCAAAUCCCUGUGGUUCAAAGGCGGCCCUGGAGGGGGUCUCAUCAUCAUCGACAGCAUGCCUGACAUCCGCAAGCGGAAGCCCAUCCCACUCGUGAGUGACCUGGCCAUGUCCCUGGUCCAGUCCAGAAAAGCCGGCAUCACAUCCGCCUUGGCCUCCAGCACUUUGAACAACGAGGAGCUGAAAAACCACGUUUACAAGAAGACCCUGCAAGCCUUAAUCUACCCCAUUUCGUGCACUACGCCGCACAACUUCGAGGUGUGGACGGCCACCACGCCCACCUACUGCUACGAGUGCGAAGGGCUGCUGUGGGGCAUCGCGCGGCAGGGCAUGCGCUGCACCGAGUGCGGCGUCAAGUGCCACGAGAAGUGCCAGGACCUGCUCAACGCCGACUGCCUGCAGCGGGCGGCGGAGAAGAGCUCCAAGCACGGGGCCGAGGACCGGACGCAGAACAUCAUCAUGGUGCUCAAGGACCGCAUGAAGAUCCGGGAGCGCAACAAGCCCGAGAUCUUCGAGCUCAUCCAGGAGAUCUUCGCUGUGACCAAGGCGGCGCACACGCAGCAGAUGAAGGCGGUCAAGCAGAGCGUGCUGGACGGCACGUCCAAGUGGUCGGCCAAGAUCAGCAUCACUGUGGUCUGUGCCCAGGGCUUGCAGGCAAAGGACAAGACGGGAUCUAGUGACCCCUAUGUCACCGUCCAGGUCGGAAAGACCAAGAAGCGGACGAAGACCAUCUACGGGAACCUGAACCCUGUGUGGGAGGAGAACUUCCAUUUUGAAUGUCACAACUCCUCAGAUCGAAUCAAGGUACGAGUCUGGGACGAAGACGAUGAUAUCAAAUCCCGCGUGAAACAACGGUUCAAGAGAGAGUCUGACGACUUCCUGGGGCAGACAAUCAUCGAGGUGCGGACGCUCAGUGGCGAGAUGGACGUGUGGUACAACCUGGACAAGCGGACGGACAAAUCUGCUGUGUCGGGUGCCAUCCGGCUACACAUCAGUGUGGAGAUCAAAGGGGAGGAGAAGGUGGCCCCCUACCAUGUUCAGUAUACUUGUCUGCAUGAGAACCUGUUCCACUUCGUAACUGACAUGCAGAACAAUGGGGUUGUGAAGAUCCCGGAUGCUAAGGGUGACGACGCCUGGAAGGUCUACUAUGAUGAGACAGCUCAGGAGAUUGUGGAUGAAUUUGCCAUGCGCUAUGGCGUCGAGUCCAUCUACCAAGCCAUGACCCACUUUGCCUGCCUCUCCUCCAAGUACAUGUGUCCUGGGGUGCCUGCUGUCAUGAGCACCCUGCUUGCCAACAUCAAUGCCUAUUAUGCGCAUACCACCGCCUCCACCAACGUGUCUGCCUCUGACCGCUUCGCAGCCUCCAACUUCGGGAAAGAGCGCUUUGUGAAGCUCCUGGACCAACUGCAUAAUUCCCUGCGAAUUGACCUCUCCAUGUACCGGAAUAACUUCCCAGCCAGUAGCCCAGAGAGACUCCAGGACCUCAAAUCCACUGUGGACCUUCUCACCAGCAUCACUUUCUUUCGGAUGAAGGUGCAAGAACUCCAGAGCCCGCCCCGAGCCAGCCAGGUUGUGAAGGAUUGUGUGAAAGCCUGCCUCAACUCUACUUAUGAGUACAUCUUCAAUAACUGUCAUGAACUCUACAGUCGGGAGUACCAGACAGACCCUGCCAAGAAGGGGGAAGUUCCCCCAGAGGAACAGGGCCCCAGCAUCAAGAACCUCGACUUCUGGUCCAAGCUGAUCACUCUCAUAGUGUCCAUCAUCGAGGAAGACAAGAAUUCCUACACUCCCUGCCUCAACCAGUUUCCCCAGGAGCUGAAUGUGGGUAAAAUCAGUGCUGAAGUGAUGUGGAACCUGUUUGCCCAGGACAUGAAGUAUGCCAUGGAGGAGCAUGACAAGCAUCGCUUGUGCAAGAGCGCCGACUACAUGAACCUCCACUUCAAGGUCAAGUGGCUCUACAAUGAGUAUGUGACAGAGCUUCCUGCUUUUAAGGACCGAGUGCCAGAGUACCCUGCGUGGUUUGAGCCCUUCGUCAUCCAGUGGCUGGAUGAGAAUGAGGAGGUGUCCCGAGAUUUCCUGCAUGGAGCCCUGGAGCGAGACAAGAAGGAUGGGUUCCAGCAGACCUCAGAGCAUGCCCUGUUCUCCUGCUCCGUGGUGGAUGUCUUCUCCCAGCUUAACCAGAGCUUUGAGAUCAUCAAAAAGCUCGAGUGCCCUGACCCUCAGAUCGUGGGGCACUACAUGAGGCGGUUUGCCAAGACCAUCAGUAAUGUGCUCCUCCAGUAUGCGGACAUCAUCAUCAAGGACUUCGCCUCCUACUGCUCCAAGGAGAAGGAGAAAGUGCCCUGCAUCCUCAUGAACAACACUCAGCAGCUGCGAGUUCAGCUGGAGAAGAUGUUUGAAGCCAUGGGAGGGAAAGAGCUGGACGCUGAGGCCAGCGACAUCUUGAAAGAGCUCCAGGUGAAACUCAACAACGUCUUGGAUGAGCUCAGCCGGGUGUUUGCUACCAGCUUCCAGCCUCACAUUGAGGAGUGCGUCAAACAGAUGGGCGACAUCCUUAGCCAGGUGAAGGGCACGGGCAAUGUGCCAGCCAGUGCCUGCAGCAGCGUGGCCCAAGAUGCUGACAACGUGCUGCAGCCCAUCAUGGACCUGCUGGACAGCAACCUGACUCUCUUUGCCAAAAUCUGCGAGAAGACGGUGCUGAAGAGGGUACUGAAGGAGCUGUGGAAGCUGGUCAUGAACACCAUGGAGAAGACCAUUGUCCUGCCACCCCUCACUGACCAGACGAUGAUCGGCACCCUCUUGAGAAAACAUGGCAAGGGAUUAGAAAAGGGCAGGGCGAAACUGCCAAGCCACUCAGACGGAACCCAGAUGAUCUUCAAUGCGGCCAAGGAGCUGGGUCAACUGUCUAAACUCAAGGACCACAUGGUACGAGAGGAAGCCAAGAGCUUGACCCCAAAGCAGUGUGCGGUCGUAGAGCUGGCCCUGGACACCAUCAAGCAAUACUUCCACGCGGGCGGCGUGGGCCUCAAGAAGACCUUCUUGGAGAAGAGCCCGGACCUGCAGUCGCUGCGCUAUGCCCUGUCCCUCUACACGCAGGCCACCGACCUGCUCAUUAAGACCUUCGUGCAGACGCAGGCUGCCCAGGUCCAUGGUGGAAAAGGGACUAGGUUUACCCUUAGUGAAGACAUUUAUCCUGAGAAGGGCUCCAACGUGGAAGAUCCUGUGGGUGAAGUCUCCGUCCACGUUGAGCUCUUCACUCAUCCAGGAACCGGGGAACACAAGGUCACAGUGAAAGUGGUGGCUGCCAAUGACCUCAAGUGGCAGACUUCUGGCAUUUUCCGGCCGUUCAUUGAAGUCAACAUCAUUGGGCCCCAUCUCAGCGACAAGAAACGCAAGUUUGCAACCAAAUCCAAGAACAACAGCUGGGCCCCCAAGUACAAUGAGAGCUUCCAGUUCACGCUGAGUGCGGAAGCGGGCCCUGAGUGCUACGAGCUGCAGGUGUGCGUCAAAGACUACUGCUUUGCGCGGGAGGACCGUACGGUGGGGCUGGCCGUGCUGCAGUUGCGUGAGCUGGCCCAGCGCGGGAGCGCCGCCUGCUGGCUGCCCCUCGGCCGCCGCAUCCACAUGGACGACACGGGCCUCACGGUGCUGCGCAUCCUGUCGCAACGCAGUAACGACGAGGUCGCCAAGGAGUUCGUCAAGCUCAAGUCGGACACGCGCUCCGCCGAGGAGGGUGGUGCCACGCCUGCGUCCUAGGCGGGGCGCGCGGGCGGGCAGCACUGCGCCUGCGCGAAGCGGCGGGGCGGGCGCCUGCGUGCUGGGACCUUCCUGAGGGCGAGUCUGCGGGCUCCGCGCCGAAGACAGUGUGCGCCUGCGCCCUGGACUUAGCUUCCCACUGAGGAAUUAUGAAUGGACGAUGCCCCGCCCCCUCGGGAGGCCACGCCCUAGAGCGCGGGGAAGGAAAAAGCCACAUUCCCCCCUUGCGGCCACGCCUGCCUCGCCUGCGGGGCCUAUGGAGCUAGGAUGGGAGAACCCCGCCCCUUAUGGAGGAGGCCUGGUCCCCGGGCUCUGGUCCCCUGCCUCCUGUCCCAAGGAAAAGCCAUAAGACGGGUCCCCAACCCCUGGGGCCCAAGACCAGUUGCCAAGUAUGGAACUUUCGGCUCCCUCGAGGGGCAGGCCCGAGGCAAGGGGCAGGGCUUCCUGGAGCACCCCCUGGUGGUGUGGGGGCUGGAGGGGCUAGGAUGGUGGACCCUUGUGCAAAAAAUAAACGGGGAGAGAGAGGAGGAUGGAAUUUCAAAAGCACAUGCGCCCUCCGGCGCCCAAACCCUGGGGGCCCAGGGAAGGGCUCUGGGGCACCCGCAUUUCCCUGUGGGUUUUUUCUCCUCUUUACCCCCCACAUGCCCAGUCCUCAUAUCAUAGAGUUCAACUCACUCAUUUGACAGAUGGCAGAAAGCGGCAAAGCGUUGUGAGGGACCCAGUGCCGGCCUUGUCCCCACUCCCUUUGGCCUGUGUGCCCCAUCCGAGGGUGGACGGAGAUGCCCCCACAGAGCUCCCCGUUGCUGCUAACCCCCCUCAGGGGACCUCCCCCAACCCUUACAAAGAAUGGGGGUCUGGGCCAAGCCUCCUACUGCCCCCUCCCACCUCUGGUUGCCAAGAAAACCGCCUGCCCUCAGCCCUUUCUGCUAGGACCUCAUGGGAGCUACCCUGAGAACUCGACCUCCUGCCAACAAAAAGUGAGGAUUUGGGAUUCUCUGGACCCAGCCCCCAGCCCGCUUCCCCUCCCAGAAUUCUCCAGACAGGAAAGAACAGAAGAGACUAGAAAUUCUAGGGGUAAGGGGUGUGUGUUUGUGGGGAGGGGUGGGGGGGAGGGAGGCUCUCCAGCACCAGCCUGAGCACGUUGAUUGGGAAAUUUCCUCCCUCUUUUCCCAGAGAACUUACUCAUCCCGCAAAACUCAGCACAAAUAUCUCCUCCUGUAGAAAAUCAUCACUGUUCCCCCUCAGGACUCCCCACCCUUUGCCCUAGAAGCAGUGGGACUGGGGGUGUUGGUGACCGGCUCCGUCUUCUCCAGGCUGGGGUCUGAGGCCUCCCAAGGCCCACGCAGGCUGGUGGGCACAGGGAUGACAACGAGGCAUGCCUAGUUGAGUUAUGUCUUGGGGCACAUCUGUGUGUGCCCACGCAUCCACAUGUGUGUCUGUCCAUGACCAUCCCUAUCAACCUUCGCCUCCAACACAGAUCUGGGCACACAGGAGUUGUUGGAGCCCGACUGUGGCUGAGGCACAAGACAGAGUGAAGAGGGGAUGUGGGAGAGACGGGAGGAAACCAGGGAGUUGGAAGGGUUUGGAAUCAGGAGCAACAAGGCUCAGAGAGGAGCAGGACUUGCCCCAAGGCCGCCCAGCGAGCUUGGAGGAUCCCUCUAGGCUUCUGCCGCCUCACCGGGGGUGGCCAGGGUUCUUAGCCCUGACGGGGUUGCAUUGGCCUUGCUUCAUGCCAAGAUAUGGCCCAAGUUUUCCAUGGGUCAGGAAGACGAUGAAGGAGCAUGGGCCUCUGAUGAGGUAGAGAGGUGGACAGGAGGGACAUCUUGGGCAGAGCCAGUCCCCUCCCCAAGAGGGACAGACGCAGAGUGAGGACACAGACCAAGAGAAGGAGGGAGAGAGAAGGAAAGUCAGGAAAAAGAGAUCAUGCCCCAAUGGGGACAGAGAGAGACCUUGAGAUGGAGAGAGACUCAGAGAGGGGGAGCUGCAGAGACAGAGAGAGGAGAAAAGGCAACACUGGUGACCUGGAAGGAGAAGGGACCGACUCUGGCUCUCACCAGCCUCACCUAGGAGGGUUUACCUACAAGGAGGGGGUACCUGGCCAUGUCCCCCAAACGCUCAGACUCAGGCACCAGAGCCUGAAACCUCACCAUGCCCCCAUCAGAGAUGCAAAAAAUACUUAACACCCAACUAGAAAUCCUUGGGACCUCUCUGCUGGGACCUCAGAGACCUUUUUGUCCCCACCGUCCAGCCCCUGCACUGUCCAUCUUGCAGAUGGGGGCGCCGAGGGGCGGGACCGCAGGAGCAUCCCAGAGUCACCCCAAACUCUGCCGUCUGGAUGCAGGGGAAGGGGAGCUCUCUGGGGACUUGGUUUGUAUCCAGACCCUGAACGUCCCCUGGACAUGCUUUCCUAAGAAUUGUCAAGGACCAAAGUCGUCUUCGCUGACACGUGUUGCUUUUCUCUUUGCCUUUUAUUUUUUUUAAAAGAGAGAAAUCCAGUUGAUGGUGUUGAGUAAGACCUCCUCCCCCCCCACCCCCACCCCCCGCCCCCCAUCCCCUCACCCCUGCCCAGCCAUAGUGACUCCAGGCUGGGUCACAGGUGUAGGAUUCCCUGUGCAUCCCGGCCACACAGGUGGGCGCAGGGGGUUCAGACCCACCCCUGGCCCCGCCCCUCAGACCCUGAAACCUGCCGGGGAGGUUUUCCUCUACGCGUCUCCUCUCAGCAUGUAACUGCAAAUGUGAACUCAAGACACUUUUAACUCCAUCCUGUCGGUCUAGCAUUGUCACAGAUGCCCCCAUUUCUCUGUAAAUAUGUGACUUGGAACAAAUGUCUAAAACCCAUGAAAAGUGGUCAUGAAUGCAUGAUGUGGAGAUGUUUUGCACUAUCCUGAUUUUUUGGUCUCUGUAAAAAUAUUUUAUUAACAGCAGAUAUUAAAAAAAGGAAAAGCA